CGAAGCAGGUGUCACCUUGACCACCUCCCUCCCUUUCUCUGGUCCAGACCUGCACAGCCUGGCAGCAGAGAUGUCUUUUCUGGGAAAAUGCAAAAGAAAGCUUCACGACUGGUGACCUCUACUAGCAUAUAAAAGCCGUGAGUGGGGACUGAAUCAGUCCUUAAGUCACAAGUCUCAGCAUCUGUCCCUGCCUUUGAAUCGAGCAGCAGAAGCUCUGGGUCACUGAAGAGACGUGUCUGUGAGUCCAGGGGAGGUCAGAGUAUUUGCCCACUAACCCCAGAGAGAUCUCCAGUGACCAGUCAUGGGCCAUUCAUUCUCUUCCUUACCUGCUGAAGAAAGACCAAGGUUUUUGGCCUCAAAUAUGAUACAUGAAUGCAACAAUCCAUCUACUGGAGGGGAAGACUCACUGUUUCAAGCAAGAAUCAUUUUGAUCAGAUCAGCCCUGCAGGAGGGGAGACUUGAAGAAGCUGUACCUAUAAUCAGUAAGAUGAUUGAAGACAUGGAUAAUGCCCUCCUGAACAUUGCCCUGACAGGGGAGUCAGGUGCAGGAAAGUCCACUUUCAUCAAUGCCUUCCGGGGGGUUGGGCAUGAAGAUGAGGAUGCUGCUAGCACUGGGGUCGUGGAGACAACCACAAAUAUUACUUUUUAUGAACACCCAGAGCUACCUAAUGUAAAGCUAUGGGACCUGCCAGGCAUUGGGACCCUUCAUUUCAAACCAGAGAGUUAUCUAGAACAAGUGAACUUUAGUCGCUAUGAUUUCUUCGUCAUCAUUUCCUCAUCAAGAUUUCGAGUCAAUGAUGCGAAGCUUGCCCAGAAGAUUAGAGAGAUGGGGAAGAAGUUUUACUUUGUGAGAACCAAAGUGGACAUUGAUUUGAAUAAUGAAAGGAGAUCCAAGCCCAGGACCUUCAAGGAGGAGAAUGUUCUGCAGAUGAUACGAAACAACUGCCUACAACAUCUGCAGAAAAUAGGGAUUGAGGACCCAAAAGUCUUUUUGAUUUCCAGCUUUGAAUUAGAAUCCUAUGAUUUCCCUAAAUUGCAGGAUGAAUUGGCAAAAGAGCUUCCAGAGCACAAACGCCAUGUCUUUUUUCUGUCCCUUCCCAAUAUUACUGAGGACAUAAUUGACCAAAAGAAAGCUAGUAUUCAGAAAAGGAUCUGGCUGGAGGCCUUGAAGACUGGCACAAAGGCCUCUCUCCCUUUUGUGGGUAUCAUUAAAGAUGAUGAUAUUGCUCAAUUAAAGAAGCAUUUGAUCAACUAUCAAAGAAAAUUUGGAGUAGAUGAUGCAUCUCUUCUUAAGAUCUCCCAGGCAUCCAAUAAGCCUAUGGAAGAGGUGAAGGCCCUUAUCAAGUCUCCACAUCUGUUGACAGUUACGAGGGAUGAAAGCAUCAGUGAGAGACUUUUAAAGUAUGCGGAGGUAUACUUCUCAGUGAAUGGAGGUCUAGUUGCCUCUGGCUUCUACUUCAGAAAGAGUUACUAUACACACUUGCACUUCCUUGAGACAGUGGCCAAUGAUGCUAAAAUUCUCCUCAGCAAACUAUGGGAAACCUCUGUUUGAAGAAUACUGGACAAACAUGGGCUUUCCAGCAACAUAGAGGAGCUGGUGGGCCUGGAACAAUGACCUUUGUUAGGGCUGGCCAGGCCCAUUCCCCUCCAUACCUAUUAAUGCUAGUUUGAUUAGAAUUUUAAUGGGGGAAAAUCAUAAAAACUCUGACUAUGAGUUAAGUUGUUAACUACCCUCUUCAUGUUUCACUUCCCUUAUAUAAGUUUGUUGAUUCUUCAUACAUAGUAAGCACUUAAUAAAUGGUU
Vombatus ursinus (common wombat) is the source of this 1803-nucleotide messenger RNA. Its product is annotated as T-cell-specific guanine nucleotide triphosphate-binding protein 1-like. The transcript has 3 exons. Gene Ontology annotation, cellular component: endoplasmic reticulum membrane. Lineage: Eukaryota; Metazoa; Chordata; Mammalia; Diprotodontia; Vombatidae. The record is from RefSeq and is a predicted model, not a curated record. Gene Ontology annotation, molecular function: GTPase activity; GTP binding. Gene Ontology annotation, biological process: defense response; cellular response to interferon-beta. Bases 302 to 1552 code for a protein of 416 amino acids.